AUGGUAAUCAUAAAUUUGGGUAACAAAUAUAUCACCACAAUAACUCAAGAGCUGGAAGCAUUACCCAUUAAGGCUCAACCAUCAACAAUAAAGGGGUUGGACCUUCAGAUAAAUAAUGAUAUUGAAGCUCCUGAAAUAGUAUUACCUACUGGUGGUCAAGAGAAUGAAAUUAUUCAGGCAUUAGUCAACAGACGAAAUGCAGUAUGUAAAUCAAUCAAUCGUCUCAUCCACAAUGUGAGACAAGAUAACCAGCAACAGGUACCACAAUAUUUUGCAGUAAAAUUAGCUACGCUUACCAAGUUAUGGGAUCAGGCUGAAGGUUUAAAUUUUACUAUUCAGGAACGGCAAGACAACCCUCCUGAUUGCAAUUAUUAUCUAGCACUGGAACAGUUGGUGCAAGAUACAAUGGUGGAAUGGACUAGCGAAGCUGAAGCACUCAUCAAGCAUUUGCAAAUAUCAGAUGCAAAUUAUGAGACGGCAUGGCAAUUACUACAAAGUAGAUAUGAGAAUAAAAGAGUUCUAGUAUCAGCAGUUUUGCAACGUUUGACAGCUCAAAACUCUUUAUAUGACCAUCCAACAGUCCAAGCCAUCCAAAAUAUGAAUGACACAACAAAGGAAAGUCUAUGUGAACUUCAUAAUUUAAAUAUUGAAACAUCAACUUGGGAUCCAAUUUUAGUACACAUACUACUAAAAAAGUUGGAUAAAAAUACACAUUGCAGUUUUGAACAAACUCUUACUAACCCAAGGGAGAUGCCCACAAUAAAACAAUUCUUAGAAUUUUUAGAAUUGAAAUUUCAGUCAUUUGAGGCUAUAGGUCUACGAGACAAUGCAGUAUAUAAACCCAACAAAAGGAUAGCCGUAACUAUGGUUUGUUCAGAUCUAUGUAAAGUUUGUAAUACAGAUAAACAUCCGAUCUACUAUUGCAAAAAAUUCAUUGAAAUGACUCCUCCUGAACGAUUAAAUUGGAUUCAACGACAAAAACUAUAUGUGAAUUGUUUCAAAUCCGAUCAUAAAGCAAAGGUUUGUGAAGCUGGAUCAUGUAAAAAAUGUGCCAAGAAGCAUAACACUUUGCUUCAUUUAGAGCAACAGUCACCUAAAACUUCAAGGGCACCAGCAACAAACACAAAGUCAACCACAACAUUGAUCAACGCUAAUGAAUCGCCAUCCAUAACAGCAACAACUAAUGCAAAGGGUACUCGUAAUUACGUUCUGCUAGCCACAGCAAAGGUGCGCAUUAUUGCAAACAAUGGACGAACGUGUGAUGUUCGUGCCAUACUCGACUCAGGUUCUCAAGUGAACCUAGUAACCCAAAGAGUAAUCAACAAGUUAUCUUUAAUUACCACAAAUUCAAAUCUAUCGAUCGAAGGUAUUGGCCGUCAAUUCGGGAACUCAAAAUCUCGCGUAAAUGUUGAACUGCAGGCUACUAAUGGAAGCUUCAGGACGAGACUAGAGGCAUUUGUAUUGCCACAAAUAAUAUCAGCACAACCGUCACGAGACCUAGAUAUCUCGGAUUGGCAGAUCCCACAGAAUGUAGAAUUAGCAGACCCCAGCUUUAACAGAUCUGGAAGAAUUGACAUGCUAAUUGGUGCUGAAUUCUAUCAUACUCUACUUCAACCAGAACAAUUGAUAAUAGGAAAAAAUUCGCCACUGUUACAAAAUUCGGUUCUAGGUUGGUUGGUGGUUGGUAAGACUAAAACUACAACAGAUAUUAAACCAACAUGCGCUAUUACUACAGGAGAAGUUGGUGAAAUGUCAGAAAUGAUAGAACGAUUUUGGAAGUUAGAUAACCUUGAGACUGCAGAAAGGGUUUUGACUUUAUCUGAGAAAUGGUGUGAAAAUCACUUUACAAAUCAUGUAAAGACAGGUCACGAUGGUCGUUUCAUUGUACGCUUACCUUUCCGCGAUGAUCCCACAACACUUGGUAGAUCGCGUGAGAUAGCAUUCAAUCGAUUUUGUUCUCUGGAAAGGAAGUUACAAAGGGACCCAAAUUUAUACAAGGAGUACAUAAAGUUCAUGGAUGACUACGAGUCAUUAGGUCACAUGGAAAAAGUUUGCCCGAAAGAUGUCAAAGAAGCACAAUAUUUCAUUCCUCAUCAUUGUGUCUUGAAACCUGACAGCACUACAACCAAAUUGAGAGUUGUCUUUGAUGCAUCAGCAAAAACAUCAAGCGGUUUAGCACUAAACGAUAUUUUGCACAAAGGUCCAACAGUGCAAAGUGAUCUUUUUUCAAUACUGUUGCGUUUUAGAAUACACCGGUUUGUAUUUACGGCUGAUAUUGAGAAAAUGUACCGGCAAAUUCAAGUACAUGAUGAAGAUACAGCACAGCAGCGAUAA
Messenger RNA from Teleopsis dalmanni, 2334 nucleotides. RefSeq lists its product as uncharacterized. The transcript has 2 exons. Bases 1 to 2334 code for a protein of 777 amino acids. NCBI's taxonomy places the organism in Eukaryota, Metazoa, Arthropoda, Insecta, Diptera, Diopsidae. The record is from RefSeq and is a predicted model, not a curated record.